This is a messenger RNA of Orcinus orca (killer whale), 7729 nucleotides long. RefSeq names its product major facilitator superfamily domain containing 12 (gene MFSD12). Bases 112 to 1665 code for a protein of 517 amino acids. The transcript is spliced from 8 exons. Gene Ontology annotation, molecular function: symporter activity. NCBI's taxonomy places the organism in Eukaryota, Metazoa, Chordata, Mammalia, Artiodactyla, Delphinidae. Gene Ontology annotation, cellular component: membrane. The record is from RefSeq and is a predicted model, not a curated record. Gene Ontology annotation, biological process: carbohydrate transport.
GCGGGCGGGGCGGGAGAGGACAGCGAAGCAGGGAGAGUGGGGCGCGGGCAGCCCGGGCCGGGGGUCCCGUCUGCCGGCACUGGACGGACGGGCCGAGCCCGGAGCGCCGCCAUGGGCCCGGGGCCCCCGGCGGCCGGAGCGGGGGCGCCCCCGCGGCCGCUAUCCCUCGUUGCGCGGCUGAGCUACGCCGUGGGCCAUUUCCUCAACGACCUCUGCGCGUCCAUGUGGUUCACCUACCUGCUGCUCUACCUGCACUCGGUGCGCGCCUACAGCUCGCGCGGCGCCGGCCUGCUGCUGCUGCUCGGUCAGGUGGCCGACGGGCUGUGCACGCCCCUCGUGGGCUUCGAGGCUGACCGCGCCGCAGGCCGCUGCGCCCGCUUCGGCCCGCGCAAGGCCUGGCACCUGGUCGGCACUAUCUGCGUCCUGCUGUCCUUCCCCUUCAUCUUCAGCCCCUGCCUGGGCUGCAACGCCACCACGCCUGAGUGGGUUGCCCUCCUCUACUACGGGCCCUUCAUCGUGAUUUUCCAGUUCGGCUGGGCUGCUACACAGAUUGCCCACCUCAGCCUCAUCCCGGAGCUCGUCACCAACGACCACGAGAAGGUGGAGCUCACGGCUCUCAGGUACGCCUUCACCGUGGUGGCCAGCAUCACCGUCUAUGGGGCUGCCUGGCUUCUGCUCCACCUGCAGGGCUCUCCCCACAUGGGGUCCACCCAGGAUGUCUAUGACCAGCUGGGGGUCCAAGAUGUGCCGGUGUUCCGGAACCUCUCGCUGUUGGUGGUGGGCGUUGGAGCUGUCUUCUCACUGCUGUUCCACCUGGGCACCAGGGAGGGGCGCCGGCGGCAGGUGGAGGAGCCAGAUGAACACAGCCCUCUGUUGGCCCCUGCUACUGCCCGGCCCUUGCUGCUCUGGAAACACUGGCUUCGGGAGCCGGCCUUUUAUCAGGUAGGCUCGCUGUACAUGAGCACGAGGCUCAUUGUGAACCUGUCCCAGACAUACAUGGCCAUGUACCUCACCUACUCCCUCAACCUGCCUAAGAAGUUCAUCGCCACCAUCCCACUGGUGAUGUACCUCAGCGGCUUCCUCUCCUCCUUUCUUCUGAAGCCCGUCAACAAGUGCAUCGGGAGGAAUAUGACCUACUUUGUGGGCCUCCUGGUGAUCCUGGCCUUCGCAGCCUGGGUGGCACUGGCAGAUGAGCUGGGUGUGGCUGUGUAUGUGGUGGCUGUGCUGCUGGGCAUGGGCUGUGCCACCAUCCUCGUCACCUCGCUGGCCAUGACAGCUGACCUCAUCGGCCCCCACACGGUAGGGCCGCUGAGCCAGUCCGGGUUGGUGUUGGGGACCAGGGCCGAGGCCUGGGAUGCUGACCCCCUGCUCGUGCCCCCCCAGCACAGCGGAGCCUUCGUGUAUGGCGCCAUGAGCUUCUUGGACAAGGUGGCCAAUGGGCUGGCAGUCAUGGCCAUCCAGAGCCUGCACCCCUGCUCCUCAGAGCUCUGCUGCAAAGCCUGCGUGGCCUUCUACCACUGGGUGAUGGUGGCCGUGACGGGUGGCGUGGGCGUGGCCGCCACCCUGGCUCUGUGCAGUCUCCUGGUCUGGCCCGUCCGCCUUCGGAGCUGUGAGUUGCAGGCCCCGCCACCCCACAAAAGCCCCAAACCAGCCAUGGGUGUGUAGGUCUGGGCCAGGACAGGCCCCGCCCUCCCUAACCCCACUUCCACCCCCUUCUCUUGCAGGGCACCCUGGAGCCCAACCUUGACACCGCCCCAUGGUCCUUUACCCUUUGUAAAUUAACCGCGACUGUGAAUGCUCGCUGCCCUACAAGGCCUGCAGCGGCCCCUUUGCUGCUCUGAUCCCACUCCUGUGUCUGUCCCAUCCCUGCCUGGCUGUGGGGGGGUCAGGUGGGGCUUGGUGGGCGCGGUCAGGGUGGGCGGGAUACCAGCAGCUUCUCCCCGCUAGGGCGGGGACACCGAGCUAGGCCCUCUGGUAUUCAGGGGCUGGUGGGGUCCUUGUGGGUCUGGGGUACCCCAGUCCCGACUCUAACCCACCCCCAGCUGUCUGGAUGAUUCGGGGUGCCCUGUGUUGUGUGGGGGCCGGAUGUGAGGCUCCUGGGCGCUGGGCCUGCCCUGAGCUCAGCCCCGGCCAGCCUAGGGUCUCCUGGGUGCUACUACCGGGUGCCACCAGGCCCUGGAGGACAGAGCCAUUGCGGAGCCUGCCAGGAGCCCCAGCCUCAGGGUUAGGGGGCUGGGCCCAGACCCUGCCCGUGACGAUGGUGAGGCUCAGCAUGCCGGGGCCCCGAGUGCGGCUCCCUGCGCCCAGGCCACUGCUGACAGUGAGUAAAGAGCCGCCUGGGGCCAGGACUGUGCCUUGGCCUGGGGCCCGGGGUAGGGGGAGCCGAGGGCAGGAGAGGUCGUCUGUCUGACUCUGCCCUGGAGCUUGGUCACUAGGGUCCUGGUUCAGAGCUCCCUUCAUCUGGCUGCCUGACCUCCCCAGGCCCCAGCCCCAGAGGUGGACAGACGCCUUGGGGGAGAGGCGCCGGGUCCCUGAAGAGCCACACCGGGCAGCACGAGAUCUUUAUCAGUGACUGGGCGUGUAGACGAGCCGGGGCUGCUGGUUGGUGGAGGGGUAGCAGGGUUCCAGGUCCCACUGCCGGUAGUUCUGGGUGGUGUAGCGCGGGCGCUGGGGCGCCGACAGGUAUGGCCCGUAGUCAGACGCCUGCCACAGCGGCUUGACCCCGAAUUGGUGUCUGUGGAUCACUGGGGGGCCAGGACCCAGGUCACCGGCUGGCCCCGCCUCCUGGCCCCCAGCAUCUCACCGCCAGCCCCUGGGUCGCCUGCCCCUGGCCCAAGCUCACCGUACUCCUCGUCCCGGUUGGGUCUUUCCACAGCACGCUCCCGUACUGCGCGCGGGGGCCCCUGUACUGCGCAGGGAUGAUGGGGUCGUACCAGGCGGUCUCCCGGAGACGCUGGGUGUAGGCUGUGGGGUAGGGGUCAGGGGUCAUCUCUGCACCUGUGGGCCUCACCCUCCCCUCCAGGCAAGCCUGGUGUCAGGGAGGGCCGGGCUGGGCACUCACCCGAGGGCAUGCUGGGCAUGCUGCGCUCCGGGGGGGGGGGGGGGGGGGGGGGGCUGUGGCAUCCGUGCCUGCGGGCAUAAGCCUCGAAGUGCAGGCUGUCCAGAGCCCGAGGGAGCAUGUUCCAGGCUUCUCGAGAGUCCGAGUUGGUCAGGCCCGUGUACCACAGCUGGCCGGCCGCGUCGCGUCCCAUGGGUGUGUACUUCCAGCGCAUCUCCUGCUUGAUGGCCGGUGUCUGGCGGGGCCCCUCCUGGGACAGGUAGUCAUUGCUGAGGGCAGGGGUGGGAGGAGAGAGACUGAGUUUUCAGCCCCCCUGCCCUCCCCGGGCCUCUUCAUCCCCAUCACCAGCACUGAGGGUGCAGAAUGCAGAAGCCUGGCCCGAGGUGCGGGGGGCCUUGUCUGUCCUUCAGUACUGGACACCCUCCCACCUAGGCUGGCAGAGGGUGGAAGGCUGACCCCUUGUAGCCCCUCCUCUCUGCCACAUCCUCCCCAACCCCCAGGACCUCCUAAACAUUUCAUCUUUUCUUGCCUCUACUAAGUCCUUUGCCCAGCCUCCCAGACCUGCAGGCCCUUUCCUCCAGGAAGCCCCCCUGGCCUGGAGGUGCACCAGGAGGACGUGGUCUCAGCUAUGGCUCAGUGAGUGGCGCAGGUUUCACCGUCAUUGGUCUGGCCUGGGAGCUGUGGGUUGGGGACACUGGGAAAGUGUAUGGGGAGCCCAUUCUCCCAGGGAGACCUUCGGGGAACCCUUGUGCCAUCGCCACCCGCCCAGCUAUGGGGGCCAGCGGGGAGUGAAGGCAAGCUCACAUUUAAAGGAGAAACUAUUGCAGCUACACAGGAGUGCCUGUUCCAGGGGCCACUGUUGCCAGAGCCCGUCCCAGGCUGAAAGCAUCAGGAGGGCUCCCCUGAGGAGGUGGCAGUGAUGUGAGGAGACUCCCGCUUGUGCAAAGGCCCUGGGGCAGCAGGGAUGGUGUAAGGAACAGAGGCUGGCAGAGCAAAGAGGGAAGUGGAAAUAUGCUAACGAUGGCAAAAAUCAAACCUCAAUGAGAUACCAUCAAAACUAAAGCUAUCCUUCGGGAACACCCUCGCAGCACCACUGCCCAAGAGACAGACAUGGGCACGUGCUUUGACCUGACGAGCUUGCUCCAGGGAGAUGCCCUAGGGAAUGAGCCCAUGGCCCCAAGAUGGUCCAAGCAGGGCUGCUGAUAAAACGUUCUCCCCUGUGCCUGCUUGGAGUUCCCACUCCACACGGAAGACCAGAAACCCACGUGUUUCAUAAGAGGUGGGCUCGGCCUGGUCAGUUCUGGGAAGUGGCCGCAGGCUGCUUUGCCACUUGCAGGGAGAGGAGUUUGGGGACCGUCUGGCAGGCCCCACUCUUUUGAACUACAAAAUGAACCAAAACUACAAAAUGCACCUGGCUUGUAAAAAGGAAUUAAAACAGUCAAAAAUAACACACAAUGAAAAGCGAGUCUCUGUGUCAAUUACACCUCAAAAAAACUAGUAAAAGAACAUCGCGUUAUGGCUGAAAAACAUUUUUUUCUCCUAAUAAAUGAAUGCCUUUUUGACGUAGAAUCAAGAAAUCCAAUGGCAUUUAAAUAAAUAAAAGUACUGGAAAAAGCAGCGAGUCUCCCUGACCUAGCUGCCAGUCCCCUCCACCAGGGCCGCCACUCUUACUGGUUUCUGCUUCAUUCCAGAAGCAGCGUGUAGGCACCAGCCAUUCCAUCCCAUCACACGCCUGUGGGAACCUGCUUCUAUCGUGGUGGCAGUUUUUUUUUUACUUAAUUUUCUUGGAAAUGGAACAGCAGCAAAGGCACUGACUCGCCUUUCCUGUAAAGCAGCAUGGUGACCCAUUAUAGUUUAUUAACGCUUAUUAAUGGGUCCUCUAAUGGGUUGAACGUGUCCCCCCAGUUCAUGUCCACCCGGAAUCUCAGAACAUGACCUUACUUGGAAAUAGGGUCUUAGCAGAUGUAACUUAAGACAUAACUUAAGACAACAGGGUCAUGCCGGGUCAGGGAGGCCCUAAUGCGGAGCCCUGGUGAGGCUGGGGUAUCUACACGGUCAGGGGAGGUCACGAGACAAGGGACGCCACGGACUGCCAGCACCCCCAGAAGCCAGGAGGGACACGGGGCAGAUGUUACCUCAUGGCCUCAGAAGGCCCCAGCCCUGCUGACACCUUGGUCUUGGGGCUCCUGGCCCCCAGAGCUGGGAGAGGUAAAUUCUGUGCUCGAGGCCGCCCCCUUGUGGGGUUGUUCCAGCAGCGCAGGGCUCCCGGGAACCUAUCUGCUCUGCUGGCUGGCUGUGUGUGUGUCCUGCAUGCGUGAACCACCACUCCUGCCAGAUCCCAAGCCUGGUGCAGGUGGGUGGGGAGGGUGCAGGGAGCAGGUGCAGCACCCACAUACCUUUAUGGAGACUGAAAGACACUGGUGGGAAGCAAACCCAAAGAGGCAGUGCAGGGGCAGGACGUGCUCACCUGUAGAGAGAUGCCGGGAGGUUCACUUCCAGGGUCCCCCGGGGGACGUAGGGCCGGGCAGCCUCCUGCCUCAGGGUCUGCAUGUCUGCCUCUGGGUGCCCCGGGGGCUCCUGCCUCCAAGGCCUGCGGGGCCAUUGUUGACAGCUACAAAGGCAGCCCGGAGUCCUGGCAACAGCUGGGUCUGCUGGCCACCAUCCAGGCCACUGCCUCCCUCAGCUGAGGGGCCGAGCCGGGAAAGCAGAGGCUGGAGAAGGAGGCGGGCGCUCAUCUGGGUAGGGCCAACCUGGGGCUCAGCCCUCCCACCUCUUCUCUGCCCCCCAACACAGCCGCAUGGGGGCCUCCAAACCCAACGAAGCUUCUGAAUUUCCUUUCCACAACCUCAGCCCUACCCUUCCAGGUGCUCAGGCCAGCAGCCCUGCAGCCCCCAGGUCCUCCCUUCUCACCCCACCCCCGUCCAGUCCUCCAUCUGUUUCCAAAAUACGUCCAGCGCGAGAAUCUGCACACGCGUGUUCACAGUGGCACGAUCCACAACAGCCAAAGAGUGGAAGCAACCCAAAUGCCCACCAACCGCAGGACAGAAACCCAACACAGGGUCCCUCCACACACUGCAACGUUAGCCACGGAAAGGGGUGACGCGCUGACACAACCUGGAGAACACGAAGCUCAGUGAGAGAAGCCGGGCACAACAGUGUCUGAUUCCAUUGAUGGGAAACGUCCAGAACAGGCAAAUCCACAGACACAGAGGGUGGAUUCAUGGUUGUCAGGGGCUGGGAGGGGGAUGGGGGUGACUGAUAAUGGGGAUGGGGCUUCUUUUGGGGGUGAUGGAAUGUUCUGGAAUUAGAUGGUGGUAGCCAGCACAACAUAGUAAAUAUACUAAAACCCACAGGAUUGUACACCUUAAAAUGUUACACACAUUUUACUACACGUUAAAACAUUCACAAGAAAUCUGGAACCUGCCUGCCUUUCACCAUUUCCACCUGCUUGUGGCUGCAGUCCUGUCAUUGCCUGCCCGGGUAGGGCGUCCUCCCUGGUCGCUGCGCCCCUGCCCACCUGUUUCCAGGUCUCCACACCAAGGGGAAGGGUGGCCCUUCCCCUCUCUGCCCACAGCCCUCCAGGGUCCCGCCCUCCCUCCUGGGGUAACAGCCCAAGUCCUCCCCAAGGCCCUGCACGACCUGCCCUGUCUCCUCCCUGCCCUCCCCUCCUCCCUCUCUCCCCCUCGCUCACUCUGCUCCAGACACAGGGGCCUCCUGGCUGUUCCUCCAGCUCACCAGGCACAGUCCUGCCCCAGGGCCUUUGCAUGGGUCCACAGCCUGGAGCACCAGCUCUGCCCGGGUGUGUCCGUGCCCCCCUCAGGCCCUUGCUGACACGUCAGCCCUGGGCUCAAGCUGCCCUCUCCCAAGGCCCACGCCACCCUUCACACCGUGACGGCCACAUGCACUUACACUCUGUCGUCCACUCCCUGACAUACAGAAGCUCCUCAAGGGCAGGUCUGGGCUCUGGCCUCCCUUGUCCCCGGCUGCCCAGGAUGGGGAUCUUCCCGGGCUUGCGGGGAGGGCAUGGGGUGCGCCACCAGUUGUGGGCAGCUGCUCACUGCAGAGAGCCUCACCUCCUUUCCUUCUCAAGACCCCUGGGGCCCCUGGGCCCGCAGGCCCACCCAGUGUCACAACCCCUCUGGUCCAGGCUGCUUUCCUCCCUGGGGCCUCCUGGCCCUCCCCACGCAGAGGGUGCUGGGCCAGCAGUGUCCCUGCUGGCCCCGGAAGCCCAUCUGUCAGGCAGAGGUGCCGCCCCCUCUACCCCGGGCCAGGCCUCGCUAUGUGCUCAGACCACCAGCCCCGGGCCCACCCUCUACUUCCCAACAGAACCAGCCUGGCUGCAAGGACUGGCCUGGAUCACGGGGGCAUGAAUUCAAGGACCCCGGCGCCCCCUGCUGACCGCCUCUGAGUGGCCCCCGCAGCCUCUCCCCCAGAGCCAGCCACUCCCCACCGGUUUGUGACAUUCAGGCCGCUCUGGGGUCCCGGUGUGUGCAGACUCCAGAUGGAUCGAGAGACAGGCAGCCCCAGCUGGGCACGACGCACAUGGUUUAAUGACGGCGAUGCUGAAUUCCAGGAGGAGCGAGGUUCACCUGCGCCAGGCGUGCGGUAGACAAAGGACUGCUCUCUUAUUUAAAAAAAAACACAACAAAACUCAAACAAACAAAAAUAAAA